UCAACAUAUCGAUACUAUCUUUUUACCUUGAAACGCCUGCAUAGCAUAUCAUCCACGUACAUCGAAAAUGUUGAAGCUACGUAACCUCUUGGCCGUCGGCAAAAGCAACAACAACGCUGUCCGCUCCCUAUCCACCAGUGGUACCUCCCACGAUUCAGAAUCAUGGAUCUCAAAACUGCUCGUUCGGAAAAUAGAGCCUACCAAGGAGUCGCACAGUCGAAUGCUUAGCGAUAAGGAAAUCAUAUAUGCCUUACAUACACACAACGUCAGACCCGAUGCGAUGAGCAAUUACUUGAAUAAUUACAAAACUACAGUGGCUUUGAUUAAUGACAAAAAGGCAAACCUUUCGUGCGAUUUGGUGGCAUCAUGGACUGUGCAAGUGGGGGACAUGGAUCAAUGCUUACACCUCUGGAAGUAUACAGGAGGCUUUGAGAAAAUAGACCAGGCUAAAGAAGACCUUUGGAACGAUCCAGAGUACCUCAGCUUGAUGCAAGAGCGUUCGAAGUUUUUGCGCUCCCGUCAUUUGCAAUAUCUCUUGGCUUUCAGCUACUGGCCGCAGAUUUCCAGUCGUACCGGCAAGAACAUUUACGAAAUGCGUUCAUACCGACUGACCCCUGGCACCAUGAUUGAGUGGGGAAACAACUGGGCCCGUGCCAUCAACUAUCGCAAGCAUAACAACGAAGCCUUCGCCGGAUUCUUUUCGCAGAUCGGAAGACUGUACAAUGUUCAUCACAUUUGGUGUUACAAAUCUUUGCAGGACCGAAAAGAGACUAGGGAAGCGGCCUGGCGAUCCCCCGGCUGGGAUGAGUGUGUGGCCUACACGGUACCAUUAAUCCGAGACAUGCACUGCCGCGUCCUUGCGCCAACUGAGUUCUCGCCCUCACAAUAAUUGGCGGGCGGCCCAUGUUUUCGCGAUCUGAUAAAAUGAAGCUUACCAUCGCCUGAUCAAAUCUGCUGUGAAACUUCGAGAACGUUACUUCGCCUCUUUUCCUGUUGAAUAGUUAUUGUAAAGUUAUUGUAAAUAAUGCCAGCAAUAUGCAAUCAUUUAUUUUUUUUUUAGUUUAAGGUCAAAGUGAAAAUUUGUUCCCACAUUUUUACAAGCCACUAUUUGUGUAUCGCUUACGACCAUUGAAUUUAACAAAACCAAUUAUGUUUUUAUAAAAUAAAGCAAUUAUAAAACUGAA
This is a messenger RNA of Drosophila gunungcola (fruit fly), 1184 nucleotides long. It is a transcript of the gene Nipsnap, whose product is annotated as protein NipSnap. Lineage: Eukaryota; Metazoa; Arthropoda; Insecta; Diptera; Drosophilidae. The record is from RefSeq and is a predicted model, not a curated record. Gene Ontology annotation, cellular component: mitochondrion.